GUGGAGAAAGGAUUAGCAACAGCUGCAUGAACAUAAUCAAUUAUACACCCUUCAAAAGGUGUGAAAGCCAGUAAUUUUAUGUUUUUUACAUUUAUUUAUUCAGAUUUCUUCUUCGGCUAAAAUGUGAAUUGUCUGGCUAUUACUUUCAAUUUAUUUGGAGGAGAAAAACUGAUUGCUUUUGACAGCGACUAGGGCUUUUGUCAUUACAUACUGUAGAUGUUUGUUGGCUUAUGAUAACAUUUAAUUGCAGCUCUCUAGAUAAUUUCAAUUAUUUUGAAGUUCUGUUUACUAUUAUGUAAUGCUCUCAUGUCAGUUCCGAAGUCCAGAUCAAGGCUACCUUGGAUUUAUGUUAUUUUGAGUUUUGGUUUUGAAGACGCAAGAGUUUAUCUGAUUCAGCGGAAAAUUUUAAUUUCGUGAGGAGUUUUCAAAACAUACGAGGAAUCUUUUUUCUUAGCCGGUAUGCUCGCUUUCUUAGUUGGACUUUUAUAUCUGGUUGGUGGACGAACCGUGCGCUCUCACGAUGCGACAGGUAGCCGCUUUGUAUGCUCCGCUAUACCCGCGGGGUCAGACCCCAGCUGCCCGUUCGACCCCAACGGGAACCGCGUGCAGAUAACUAGCCCCGUGGAAGAAGAGUUACAGAGCACCAUCUUCCAUCUCCGGGAGACCAUCCUUCAACAGAAGGAGACUAUAGUUAGCCAGCAGGGGACCAUCAAGGAGCUGAACUCAAAGCUGUCCCGCUGCGAGUCGGCGGCGGAGGACUCUGCGGGCAGGUCCAGGGGUAGCUCCAGGCGGAAGGACUACAGUAAGAACACAAUGGGAGACUUGCCAAGGGACCCCACGGAAACUAUAGACCAGCUAGAGAAGACCAUGCAGGGGCUCAAAGGUCGGCUGGAGAAUCUGGAGCAGCAGCAGUUGCGCUCUAACUUGUCAGCAGCCACAGCAGCAGUUGUGAGUGGAGUGGGUGGGAAUGCAGUGGGGCCACUACCUGCAGAGCUUCGGGAGCUGCUGAAGCACCGUUUGGGAACCCUGGAGGGCCAGCUGCUGAAGAAAGUGGCCGAACUGGAGGAAGAGAAGAGCCAGCUGUACAACGAGACUGCUGCACAUCGUCAGCGCACUGAAAGCACUCUAAAUUCUCUGCUGGAAAGGAUCACUGAACUUGAGAGAAGUAACAAUGCAUUCAAGUCACCAGAGGAUUUCAAGGUGUCUCUACCUCUGCGCACCAACUACCUGUAUGGACGCAUUAAGAAGAGCCUGCCUGAGAUGUAUGCCUUCACUGUGUGUAUGUGGCUCAAGUCCAGCGCGCUCCCUGGAAUAGGAACCCCUUUUUCCUAUGGGGUGCCUGGACAGGCCAAUGAGAUUGUGCUCAUCGAGUGGGGCAACAACCCCAUGGAGCUGUUGGUCAAUGACAAAGUGGCACAGCUGCCUCUGUCUGUGAGUGAUGGGCGCUGGCAUCACAUCUGCAUCACCUGGACAACGCGGGAUGGCUUCUGGGAAGCGUACCAGGAUGGGGAGAGGCUGGGCACAGGAGAGAAUCUUGCCCCCUGGCACCCAAUUAAACCUGGAGGGGUAAUCAUCUUGGGACAGGAGCAGGACAUUGUUGGGGGUCGUUUUGAUGCCACUCAAGCGUUCGUGGGGGAGCUGAGUCACUUCAAUAUGUGGGACCGUGUUCUCCGGCCCGUGGACAUUAUGGGAAUGGCCAACUGUUCCUCCUACAUGCCGGGGAAUGUUGUUCCCUGGAUCGACACCAAUGUGGAAGUCCUGGGAGGAGCCUCCAAGGCUGCACUGGAGAUCUGUGAGGACCGCAUGAUAGAAUCGUGAAGGAUUUGGAUGUGUAACACCAUCCCGCCAUGGGGUUCCUAAGGCUUGAGAGAUGGUUGGUGUCCAUGCUCUCUGUGCUGCUUGAGAAACACCCCCACCUAAAAAGGGAGUCAGCGCAGUGGGCAUUGACUUUGCCUGCAGACUAAUACACUCAACUUUCUUUGUGUGUGAUUUUCCAUGCUAAAGUACAUGGCACAUAAGUUCAUGCACAUUCCAACUUAAUUCCUAAUUCCAACUAUAAGAUGUUACAGAGUAAAAUCUUGAGACUAAAGAGGACUCUAUUGUCUCUACCCUGCGGCCGUUCCGUGUUUCUUCAUUUGCUUGAUGAGCUUCAACUGAUUUAAUUGAAAUACUGACAUUUGAGCACUGUACUGCAUUUAGUGAAUGUGAGCAAAUAUAUAAUCCAUAGAUGCUUUAACUGUGUAUGGACAGCCAUUUCUGUGUGUCAUGGCAAACAUCUGCAGUAUAUGGUUUGAGCUUGUUCCUUUGCCCUGGCAGAAAGUAGAGAGUACCCACAUUUUCCAAAGAGAGCUAUUGCUCAGUUUAGAAUAUAAUGUCUAAAGCUGACAUUGUCUUCAUUUGGGGUGAUUUCAAAUGUGUCUAUAUAUUUCAACUUGUCAGUGAGAGUAGUGAGCACUAAGUAAAUGCAUGUGUACUCUUGUACGUAUGUAAGUAUGUACAGUAUCUCACAAAAGUGAGUACACCCCUCACAUUCUUGCAAAUA
Messenger RNA from Esox lucius (northern pike), 2542 nucleotides. RefSeq names its product neuronal pentraxin 2a (gene nptx2a). The record is from RefSeq and is a predicted model, not a curated record. The transcript has 5 exons. NCBI's taxonomy places the organism in Eukaryota, Metazoa, Chordata, Actinopteri, Esociformes, Esocidae. Bases 460 to 1818 code for a protein of 452 amino acids.